Messenger RNA from Cuscuta europaea, 11643 nucleotides. NCBI's taxonomy places the organism in Eukaryota, Viridiplantae, Streptophyta, Magnoliopsida, Solanales, Convolvulaceae. The record is from the annotation of a GenBank genome assembly.
UAUGAUAUGGCUGCCCAAAUGAUAGGAACAAAUGAUUGAAAAAGAGCUUCUAAGAAACCCUCCAAAAGCUUCAAAGGAACCAUCAUGAAAGCAAACUUAUUAAAAGCACCGGAAAGUGCGCUUAAUUGACAAAGCAAAGGGAGCGUCCCCAAAGCGCUUGGCUUUUCAGCAGUGAUGAUGGAUAAGAAAGUGUCUCUCUUUUCUGGUGCUUUUCUGAAGCGGUUGAUUUUUUGAGCUUUUCACAAAAAUCUGCAAUCGACUUCUUCCAAGAAGCUGUCAGGUCGUAUCUAGUUCGAAAUCUGGUCUUGCAUACUCCGGUGCCUACCCAGAGGCGGUUUGAGAGAUUUAGUUACACCGAUGAGAUGGCUGUGGACCUUGAGGGUGAAGGUGGAAGAAUGAUUAGCGAGGGAGAUGAUGUGUAUUCUAGCAUCAAAGCUUGUGGCCCGAUUGAAAUUACAACUUCUAUUGUGUCUCCGUCAUUUUAGAUUUUUAGCUGCUUCACGUUUCUUUCACGUAGAAUCAACAGGAUGAUGGCAAGCGAGCACCAUUUAAUGAGACAGCUCAUCUUGAAACCCAUUGUCAUAAUUUCUUUUUCCUAUAUCAAACUUUGACCAUGUUUUGAUCAUUUAGUACAACCGAGUGUGUUUUGUCGUCGCCUCCCCGAUAUCGUCCAUUCGUCCCCACUCUUUUCGACCAAAGUUACUGUAAGUAUGGUGAUGGAGUAUAUGGCCCGGGAACCCCCGGCCCACAGACUCCUACUACUCCAGCAAAGGCACAACAAGCCCAGAAGGCCCAACAGGCCCAAUUCACAGCGCCCGGAGUACCAAGCAGUCUGCACAACGCGCAGGGGUGCCUUCGGCCCCCUGGCCGAAAGCUCCAAAUUCUCACAGAACGGGUUUCUCAAGCAAACUAAGAAACUGGGAGAAAACGGCUAAAACAGAAGCCCUCGGCACUGUGAGCCCUCGGCACCAGGGGUGCCAUCGGGAGGAAGAGUCCUCGGCUACUGCUCUAUAGCCGAAGGCAUCUCACCCGACAAGAUAUCCGCCUCACAUGCGUACAGAUCAUCGUACUCUGCACAGACGUCCCAUCCAACAGCCGCAUUGAAUGCGGCCACAUGCGGCUGCCAGCGCCAACCAGUUGAGGUGACCCCUCGGCCAAUGAGCGCUUGACACGUGUCCCUGCCCGGCAUUUAUUGCUGCUAUAAAUAGCACCCCAUUUCCUCAUGUGUAACCACGCUGAAAAGUGAUAACACACUGAAUACACUCUCUCUCUCUACUUUUAUUCACUUGCUCUGACUUCUCUCUAAAUUAUUCCCCGUAAUAACCCUUCGGAUAUAUACCCCCGGGUAGACUAUCCAUCAUUUGGUGCUCUCGUUGAGAGGUUGAACAAUCGAGUAAGAAACCCUCCCCCUCGACCAAACACAAAACACUAGCCCUCUAUCAAAAUGGUGAGGACAACACGUGCCAACUCAAAGAACGUAGAAGACAAGAACCUGGCCCUCGGCGACGUCAACGCCCCCGAAGCCUCUCACAGGGCUCCCGAGGGCGGUGUCCUCGCUGGGCUGGAACAGGCGGCUGUCGACCUACGCCUUCAGAUCCAACAAAACGCCCCCGAUGCCCGCCUCGGCAUCGAGGCCAAGAAGAAAAACCGGAGCGAUGACCAAGUCAGCCCUCCGGUUCUCACCAUCGACGUACAAUCGGCGCUCUCCGCCUUCAUCCAAACGCUCACCCAGAACCCGGGUGCCUUCGGCACCCUGGCUCCGGCUCACCCUCAGAUCGGGGAGAAUAUCAUACUUCCCCCUCUGCCACACCCCUUCGGAAAUCCCACCCCUCGGGUGAGAAACGACGAAGGGGUGGUGGCCCGAGAAACAUCCUCCCAGGAAGUUCAGUCCCGGGACCGCCAUAAUGACAACAGGGAGAGGCCCCGUACUUCCGCCCUCAACCGGCUCGGAGGAGGGCCAGACUGCCGAGGGGUCCAAGAUCGCCUCGGGGGGAAAGCACUCCAAAGGCCCCAGGAAAGCGGGGGAUCUGUUUCGAGGGCAGACGAGGAGCGUCCCCCUCGGGACCAAGGCAAGGCACCCCUUCAUGCCGAUGAUGCUCGGCACCAAAUCAACCAGGCCCACUCGGCCCGGGUUCGUUCGCAGGGGGCGGAGACCCUCCCGAGGGACCCCCGGGACGAGAUUAUUGCGGCCCUCCAACGCCGGUUUGACGAAAUGGAGUCCAAAAAAGCUCACGCCACCACCUCCACCCCUCACUCAGAUCUCAAAUACGAGGCCAUGAUGGCCAAAAUGGAGGAGUUACAGAAGAAGGUGGCCGAGGGCUCCGGGGAACCCGUCAUCCAGCUCCGGACUCGGACGCCAUUUACCCCAAGGGUAUUGGCGGCCCGGAUCCCGGAGAAAUACUGAGGGCAGCACAUACAGCCCUACAGCGGAAAAACGGACCCCCAGGAGCAUUACAGCAAGUACCAGAACAGCAUGAUGAUGGUGGGGGCGUCAGACGAAUAUUUGUGUCGUUGGUUCCUCUCCACCUUAGAGGGACCAGCAUACGAAUGGUUCAACAGGCUGCCCGAGGGCUGUAUUGAUUCAUGGCAAGAACUCGCCCAGCAGUUCUUAACACAAUUUGCCGGGAGGCGUCGCACAAGGAAGCACUUCUCCCACCUCCUAACGAUACGCCAGAAGAAGGAUGAGACCCUUCGGGAUUUCUUGGAGCGCUGGAGGACGGAGGCCGACAAGGUCGACGGUGCUGAUGACGGGACCCUCCUGGCCCUCCUACAAACCGUCCUCCGCACCGGCAACUUUUCAAGGAGCCUCAUCAUUGAACCCCCCCGCGACUACAUAAGGGCCUUGCAGCGGGGGGGACAGAUAUGCUGAGGCCGAGGAGGUGGAGAAGUAUCACCAGCAUCCGGGCCAGCAGCCCCCGAGGGCUGACAACAAGCACAACCGAGGGCCGGGGACUCCUCCAAAUCGCCCCAAGGCUUCGGGACCCUCUGAUGACCGCCCUCGGCAAGGCCAAGCCAAGCCCGGGGGAGGUUAUAGGAGCAACCCUAAGACUUGGGCCCAGCCCAUUCUCCUGGACCGCCCUCGGACCCCAUUGACGCACCCCGUCAGCAUCAUCCUCGAUUUUGCAGAGGAGAGGGGCCCCGUUGAACGCGAUUCUCGCGCACCCCCGGAGGUACACGCUAUCAACCCUCAGUUCCCCUACUGUCGCUUCCAUCGACACCAGGGGCACAGGACCGAUGACUGCCAUCAACUGAAGACGGCCAUCGAGAGAUUAAUACAGGCAGGGCACCUGUCCCAGUUUGUCCAGAGCCCUCGGCAGGAUGGACCUUCUCAUCAGGGACCUCCCCGAGGGCACCAUACGAAGGUAAAUGCCUGGGUGAAUCCGAACACCAUCCCCCUCGGCAAGAAGAGGGAGAUCGGAAACUUGGAAGAAGAGGAGGAGGAGUACCCCCACUACCAGGAGAAGAAACGCCACAUCCUCAUGAUCACCGGUGGCAAUACAGGGGGCGAUUCCACCAGCCAGCGGAAGAAGUGGGCUCAAUCGCUUUACGUAGGGGAAGUCACUCAUAUGCCCCCGGUGAAGUGAUUGAGGGAGGAACCCAUCACCUUCACCAACGCGGAUCUCCCUCCUACUUCUUCUCCUCACAGGGAUGCCUUGGUGAUUCGGACAGAGAUCAACGACACCAUCAUUCACCGAACUUACGUUGACACGGGCAGCUCCGUCAAUGUAAUGUACCUCAGUACCUUCAGAGAGCUGCAUCUGGAGAGGGGGUCUCUUCGGCCCAUUAAGACCCCUCUUGCUGGUUUCACCAGCGAUACUAUUGAUUCCGAGGGGGUAAUAACCCUCCCAGUGAUCUUCGGCGACGGGAUCCAUAGAGCCCAGCUCGAAGUGGAGUUCGUCGUCGUCAACAUUGACUGCGCUCACAACAUCAUACUCGGCCGGCCAGCCCUCGAGGACCUCGGAGCCAUCAUCUCCAUGAGGCAUCUCUGCCUCAAGUUUCCCGCCGAGGGGGGCAUUGGCUACUCCCGGGGGAAUCAAAAAAUUGCCCGCGCCUGCUAUCUUCAGGUCACUAAGAAGGUAAGCAAGACGGAAUUCCGUGUUGACACCAUCACCGGAGCCGCCGACCAAGAGGAAAGAAGGCCGAGGGCUGAACCGGCCGAGGACGUAGAAGACUUUGCGCUCGAUCCGGCCCAGCCGGAGAGAGUCGUGAAGAUUGGAGCCCAGCUCCCUGAAGAUUUGAAGACCGGUAUCACCAACGCCCUCCGCGCCUACUCCACUGUCUUUGCAUGGGGGCCGGAGGACAUGCCGGGAAUUAGCCGAAGGGUCAUCACCCACCGCCUCUCGGUGGACCCCUCGGCAAAAGCAGUGCAACAACGAAGAAGACCCCUCUCCGCCGAGAGAAGGGAAUUUGUGAAGAAGGAGGUCGCCAUGCUCCUCUCAAUCAAGCACAUCAAGGAGGUGAAAUACCCCUCAUGGCUAGCAAAUGUAGUCCUCGCACAGAAGCCCCCUACCUUCCGCAUGUGCGUGGACUACACCGAUCUCAACAAAGCAUGCCCUAUGGAUCCAUUCCCUCUACCAAACAUUGAUCAAUUGGUGGAUGAGACCGCAGGGUGUGAGAUCAUGUCCUUCCUCGAUGCCUUCCGAGGGUACCAUCAAAUAUUCAUGCACGAGGAGGACGCCGAAAAAACUGCCUUCAUGACUCCCGAGGGCAUCUUCUGCUACCUAGUGAGGGCCUUCGGCCUAAAGAACUCAGGGGCCACUUACACCCGGAUGGUGGCCCGGGUCUUUCAAGCCGUCCUAGGGCGCACCAUGGAGGCCUAUGUCGACGACAUGAUCGUCAAGAGCAAGCAAUCUUCCAGCCAUGCUGACGACCUCCGGGAAAUCUUCGCCAUCAUGCAAAAAUUCAACCUUCGGUUAAACUCGAACAAGUGCACCUUCGGCGUCCAAGGGGGCAAAUUCUUAGGCUACAUGGUGAGCCGAAGGGGUAUUGAGGCCAAUCCCGAGAAGAUCCAGGCCAUCAUCAACAUGGAGCCCCCACGCAACGUGAAGGAAGUUCAACGGUUGACGGGCCGCCUGGCAGCCCUCAACCGCUUCCUAUCUAAAUCGGCAGAGAAGUCUCUACCCUUCUUCCAGAUCAUGAGGAAGACGGCUGGCUUUCUAUGGACUCCAGAAUGCCAGGGGGCUUUCGACGAGCUAAAAAGAUAUCUAUCUUCACCCCCUGUGCUCUCCAAACCCAAGGUAGGGGAGACCCUCUACCUCUACCUUGGGGUUAGCCCGGCGGCCGUCAGCUCUGUGCUCAUCCGGGAGGAAGACGGCAUCCAACAUGCCAUCUUCUACGUUAGCAAGACCCUAAGGGAGGCCGAGCUCAGGUACUCCCCUGUGGAAAAACGGUGUUGGCCAUCGUUUGGACUGUCAAGAAGUUGGGCCACUACUUUCAGGCUCACCCCGUUCAGGUCCUCACUCAUCAACCCCUCGGCGCCCUCAUGAGGAGCCCCACCAGCUCCUCCCGCAUGGUUAAAUGGGCUAUCUUCUUGAGCCAAUACAACAUUGACAUCCGUCCAAGGCCUGCCAUCAAGGGCCAAGCCCUAGCGGACUUUGUGACGGAAUGUACCGCAAGGGCAGCCACGGACGGGGAGCCCUCGGCUACCUCGGACGACUGGUGGACCCUCUACACUGACGGCUCCUCCGCGACCAAAGCAUGCGGAGGAGGGGUAGUCCUCAUUACUCCCGAGGGCUUCAGAGCUUACUAUGCAAUCCGCUUCUCCUUCAAGGUCUCCAACAAUGAGGCCGAAUAUGAGGCCCUCCUAUGUGGCCUUCGGCUGGCUGCCAACAUGAGGGCUCGGCAGAUCCACAUCAAAUGCGACUCCAAGUUGGUCGUUGGCCAAAUCUCCGAAGAAUAUGAGGCCAAGGAGGGGGGAUUUCUUUCCGGCAUCCCCGGUCUUGGGCUUCUUGCCCUCGGGAUCUCUGCCCGAGCCCUUCCUUUUGGCGGCAGCAGCAGCAUCAGUGCUUGGGCCCACCGACGGCCCCUCCGUUUUUUUGAAGAAGUCACCGGCGGGUUUUGGGACACCGGCGUCCGUCCCCCUCGGGCCCUUGGAGGGUUUCUUCUUCUUCAAAUCUGCAAGGCCUCUAACAUUCAUCAUUUUCACUGGGACACCUGCGAAAAACAAAGGAAUGGGGUUAGAAUCGAGGGGUCGCUGACCGAAGGCACAAUGAACAAAAAAAAAAAACGAACAGGAUAAGCUAUGUGCUAAGGGACCUCGUAGACUACCUCCUGUUCCCCCGAAGGCCUCAGCAAAAACGGGGUACUUCUCAUCCGCUUCACCAAUAAAUCGGUAUCUCCGAAAGCCGAGGGCGUAGAAUCCCUUGUCGGCAGUAUAGUCUUUGAUGGAGACCUGCUUGGUGCGACCCUCCGGGAUUUUUGCUAUCACCAGGCCGUCUUUUUCGAGGGCGGCGCUUCCAACCUUCGGAUGCCGACGGAAGCGAUCCCGAAGUUCCACCGGGAAUGGGUUCUCAGCAACCCUGACAUAGCACCAGCGCUCCUUCCAGUCCUUGUUUGACGAAGGCGCCUCCGUAAACAGCUUCCACCUGGCCACCUGCUGCAGGUUGGCGAAGCCCUCGGCAUUCGCGUGACCCCCUCGACAGAGGUUGAAGCUCUGGAAGAACAAGUCCAGGCUGGGGGUCACCCCUCGGUCCCUACAGAGGUUUAAAAAACCCGCCACGUAGGAAUGGCUGUUAGGUGUCAGCUGGCAGGGCACCAAGCCAACGAACCUCAGGUACUCCCGGAGGAAGGGGUGCAGCGGGAACCGAAGACCCAUGGAGACCGACAACACGUGUACUGCAAUGCACCCUUCAGGCGCCCGAGAGAGCACAUCGUCAACUCCCGGCUCGACCACCUCGGCCGAGGGCCCUACAUGUAGCUGCGUCACGUAGAGGUCCGCCCUGUCCGCCUUCGACCUUAUCUCCAAGGCGGCCGUGUUGAGCCAGGAAUACCCCUCCGGCAUAUCUACGGGUUUCCCCUGAUCAACAGCUAUGACCUUCUUCUUGGGGACAGCCGCCUUGGCCUUCUUCUUCCCGGGGGCCACCCGGAUGGGAACCGCGUUCAACGGCUGGGAAGUACUGGCCUCACCAGCACCCCGAGGGGGAAGGACGGCCACAGUGACCUUCGCCCUCUCCUUCUCCUCCUCCUCUUCAGCAACUUGGACGGCGAGGGCCAACUCUUCAUCCUCAGCAGUUCGCUCGAAUUCCUCCGCCUCGGCCUCAGCCGUCAGAUCCUUCUGCACCUCAGUGGCGAGGGCUGCAUCACCACAAUCCGAGGGCUGACCACUGCUUGACUCCACAUCGGAGAUGCCUUCGUCCUCCAUCGAGGGCGUCCUCGAGAUAUCCUGAGAGUCACUCUGGGACGACAUUCGCACCUUUGUUCGAGGGCUCGUAGACGGUAGUGUCUCCUAACUUUUCUAUCUCCUAAACUAAGGGCACAGUACAGCUAUGCUAGAAGGAGAAAGGCAGGGAGCACUGACCUCGAAAGCUGAGUUUUGACCGAAGGCUGAACUUUCUCUCUCUAGAAAAAUUGACAGAGCUUCGCUAACAAGUUUAUCGCACACGGAGGAAUGCCUGGCCUUGGGGUAUUUAUAGGCGAUGAAUCCGGGCUUGGGCCUGGAUUCCGGGCCUCCGGAUGGACGCCAUCAUUACACACCGCCGUUUCACCCAACCGGUGACGCCGCCCACGGACAGCCAGCCAUCACACGCCACGUGUCCCCCCCCCCCAACGGCUAUAUCCUGUCGUUACAUAUUCCAACGGCUAUAUUUCCAACGACUAUAUUUUGGAAGCCCCCGGGUUUUCUACUUCACUCCACUUCAUCAAAGAUAGCCUCCGGGUGCACUCACCCAGAAGUGCCCGGGAUUGUGCCCCACACAGCACAUUACAUACGCCUUCGGGAUCACCCCUUCAGAUCCCUAGGGCUGCAUAUCAGGGCACCCCUCGGGAUUUUCCCCUCAGCACUGCAAAACCGAGUAGCCCCCGGGGAGUGCCUCAUUGAUGGAUGGCCCAUGUCCCUCGGGUAUCUUCAUCACCACCUCAUCAACAAACAGUGGACCCCCCGGUAACAGCUUCACUGCUGCCCUCAUCUGGCAGGCCCUCGAUCCCUGGAUUGAGGGGCUCCCCUUCGGCGCCACCAGGAUAUCAACAGCAAGCCUUCGGCUAAUCAACACAGGAGCCCUCAGAAGAGAGAGCCUUCGGCAUUCCCGCCAUCCUCCAUUUUUUACCAAGGUUUGACAUUUUCGAUUCAUCAUUGGGGGACUUCGGUGCACUCUUUUUCCCUCAUUAGGAUUUUUUCCCAAAGGGUUUUUUCUAAUGAGGUUUUUAACGAGGCAUCCCCCCAAAAUGAAACGAAGAGCGUCAGCCUUCGGCCCACAACAACAACGUAACUACUUUACUCCUUUUCACCACUUUACAAGUGCCUCAAGGAGUGGGGGACUGGAGGACCCCUUCGGGAAAAUCAUUAAAUUACAAAAUCUGUGAAAUUCCAACAAACAACAAAGCAAGCCCUCAAGUCCCGACAUGUGGGUAACUGAGGGACUGCCUUCGGCAGGGACAUAAAAGCAACAACUCCUCACCAACUUCAGAGAUCUCAACGGGAUAACAUCAAAGGGCAAGCACAAAUUACUCCUUUUCCCCCAAGUACCUUUCGGCAAAAGGAGUGAGGGACUCCUGAUGGAGUAUAUGGCCCGGGAACCCCCGGCCCACAGACUCCUACUACUCCAGCAAAGGCCCAACAGGCCUAGAAGGCCCAACAGGCCCAAUUCACAGCGCCCGGAGUACCAAGCAGUCUGCACAACGCGCAGGGGUGCCUUCGGCCCCCUGGCCGAAGGCUCCAAAUUCUCACAGAACGGGUUUCUCAAGCAAACUAAGAAACUGGGAGAAAACGGCUAAAACAGAAGCCCUCGGCACUGUGAGCCCUCGGCACCAGGGGUGCCAUCGGGAGGAAGAGCCCUCGGCUACUGCUCUAUAGCCGAAGGCAUCUCACCCGACAAGAUAUCCGCCUCACAUGCGUACAGAUCACCGUACUCUGCACAGACGUCCCAUCCAACAGCCGCAUUAAAUGCGGCCACAUGCGGCUGCCAGUGCCAACCAGUUGAGGUGACCCCUCGGCCAAUGAGCGCUUGACACGUGUCCCUGCCCGGCAUUUAUUGCUGCUAUAAAUAGCACCCCAUUUCCUCAUUUGUAACCACGCUGAAAAGUGAUAACACACUGAAUACACUCUCUCUCUCUACUUUUAUUCACUUGCUCUGACUUCUCUCUAAAUUAUUCCCCGUAAUAACCCUUCGGAUAUAUACCCCCGGGUAGACUAUCCAUCAUAUGGUCUAAUCAAAGAUUUAGUAGUCUUGAAAGUUGCCAAACCGGAGCUGCAUGGUUUAUCCACUCGAUUAUCUAAAAGUCUAGCAUCUACGCCGGGGAGCCAUAACAGGGCCAUUAAUAGUGUCAUUAAAGAUGGUUGCAAUUCCAAAUAUCGCCUGUGAAGUGAAGUUGCUGCAGUUAUAACCGUAUACUAGCAGUUCCGUUCCAUAUCUGGUGGAGCACUAUCAGGAUGGUUAACCAUCCUUAGCAGCAAUUAUAUUUGAUUUUAUAUUUUUUAUUAAUUCAAUCGUGGCAGAUGGAUAGAACAGUGAUAUCUCACAUGGUAUGCACAUGAUGUUCAAGGGCAGGAACAGUUUUUCCCCAUCCGGUUCCCUUUAUAUAUAGAGAGAAUAAAUCCUUAACAAUGAACUACAUUAUAGGGCCAUCCUAGCGCGCUUAUCUCACAUCUCCCUCUCGCUUAAACCCUUUCUAGACCCUUUUCUAUCCUCUUGCUCUGCUCUCAUUCCAUUGUACGCUGCUCACAUCAGUUUCAAAUGGUUAAGAAUAAGAAGAAGUGAAAGGUAGAGGGAGAGGCCGGUCCAUCAUCCAAAGCUCCCAUGUUAGAGUUGGAGCCGACCUUCGACAAGUACGAAGAGACCCUAGUAAAUCACAAGAAGAAGUGGAUCAUCAUGAUGAUAGGGGGACUGAUGCAAAGUAUAUUGAACUUCUUUGGUGGUUGAAAUAUAUGGGAUGCAGGGAUGGGACUGCGUUUGACGAAAUUGAAAACCUGAAUGGGGUAAGAGGUUGUCCUUUGGUUGAGGUUGAGAUAGCAUACGGUGAUGAGUGGGUUAAGUUCUUGAUAGCUAAAAUGAUGUUGUAUGUAGUGGGCUUUAUAACAACGGAUGGAGAAAAGUUUCACUUUAGGAGGUCGUGUGGAUUUCUAAUAGAAGGACUUAUGGAGCUGCAAGAAUACGACAUGAAGUAUACUGCUGAGCCCUGGGAGAGAAGCUAAGGUUGACCUUUUAGGAUGGAAACUCGAGUCUUAACAAGGUAUCAGAGCUAAUUCAGGUUGUGGUUUGACUGCUUGUUUAGCACCCGUGAUUACAGGUAGCUUGUUAAGGGUCUAUUUGGCCCAUUUUUACAUCCCGAUAUUGUCCAACUCGGUUUGGGCUGAGGGGGUGUGUUAAAGUAUUUGUCCCACAUCGGAAAGCUAUAAAACAAUAAAACAUUAUAUAAGCCUUUGAGUUACUCCUCCUAUUAGGUUGACCUUUUAGGAUGGAACCUCGGGUCUUAACAUCAACCCCUAGGAAAGUAUGUAAUGAGAAUACAUGAGUAGUUUUCUAUGUACGUAAGAUCCUGCACAUUUACAGUUCACAAGGAAUAUCCUAAAUAAUUUGACCUAUUUGCACCUAUAUUUUGUCGCGACUCAAAGUACUCUAAUUUUUCCUAUUCCGAGUUUUGAGUUUUGACCCAAUAUUCAUCUCAGUUAAACUAGAAAUGAUAUAAUAAAUUGUAAUUAGCUCCCUAGCUAACAAUGAUUGUAUUUAAAUCAUUAGAAUAAUUAUGCUUGGUAUUUUAUUUGGUAGUAUAUACGAAAUUCAAUGAAAAUUUGUUUCUUUUAUUGAAAUAUGAACUUUUGGGUAAAAAAACUUAAGUUUUAGAGAGCUAUCAUCAGUUUUUGGGACAAAGGAGUAAUUUUUACCUGCUUUAGCUGCUUUGUUUGACAUAUUUAGUAUUUAAUGUGAUAUUAAUUAUCUUUCUUAUACAAAGUAUUUCUUAUAUAUAUCAGCUGCAAAACCUUUAAUAAGCAGGUGUAAGGGUUAUUGUCUUCUCUAAUCCUCUGCCUCUUUAGUUUGAACAGAAAAUAGAGUAUUUUCUCUCAUAUUCCUAAUCUAUUGACAUUCACUUUGAUUUUUCACUCAAGUCAUUGUUGGUGUUUUUUGGUAGCGGUUGAACGUAUUUUCGGUGAAAAAAGGGACCAUGAUACUAAAACUUCCGUUGUUGCGAAGUGAGAGGGUUGGAAAAAGAAUCACCAGGGCCAUCAAAUACAUAGAUUGAUCAGGGGAUUUUCUAUGUUUGAAGAGCAUACAAGCACUUUAAGGGGUUGAGCACAAAAGAUUUGAAAUCAUUUGUCCAGUAACGUUUACAGCGAGUGAAUGAUUUAUUCUUAUUAUUAUUUUAUUAAAUUUCUACGUUUAGAAUGUCAACAAAUGUUAUUCUAGUAGUUUUGUUAUAUUUGGCUUAAGAUUAGAAGACUGAGAUUAUUAUUUGUAUACAUUCUAAGUUUCUAAAAAAGAAUAUUUAUUUUAG